AGAAGAAGGAAAGCCAUUCCAUCGUAUCUGUCAAGUGAAAAGGAGAAGAAGGUGGAGGCUGUAAAGAUAGAUGGCGUGACAUCAGCAACAGCUGGAGAAAUCGCUGAGCUGAGGCUUUGGUGUCACUGAAUGGUGAUCGAAGCUUUAUUGUAACCGGAAAGUCACUGCUUCAUUCAGUACCGACUCAUCAUGCCUCUCCACAACAGACAGUCCAGUAUUGAGAUGCUGGAGCUGCUGGGAGUGGUAAAAGAAAAUGGCAAUGAACAGCAAUCAUUUCCGCCUGUGCACACUCCACUCUCUUAUGACUACGUCCUGGUUGCCAAAACGAUUAAUAACCAGGAGAGAGAGUCUUUCAAGAAGCAAACUGAGUACAUCGAAGAGCUAAAAAAAAAGAACUUCAAAGUCACGAAAAUCAUAGAUGAUAAUCACGUCUUCUAUGGGAUUCAAGCGCCCAAGGAAAUCUUUGAGAAGUACAGGUAUCUGCUCAAGGUGUCCGAUGCCUGCAACUGGAGCUCAGAUCAGAGCGCAGUGUCUCUCAGUACGAGGAUACGGAUUGUCCACUUCAUCUUAGGUCACACCAGAAUUAGUUCAGGAGAAAAUCUACGGGAGCUCAUAAAGAUGAAGGUUUUUGAGACCAAGUUCUGUCUACAUGAGAAAAAGAAACAGAGAGAACUGAAGGCGGGAUGGGCACGGUGGACAGCCUGUCUCCAAGGGCAACCCAUAACUGCUGUCAGGAACUACUUUGGAGAAAAAGUGGCCUUGUACUUUCUGUGGCUGGGCUGGUACACAUUUCUCCUAAUCCCACCUGCUAUCAUCGGGAUCAUUAUCUUCCUCUAUGGCAUCUCCUACUACAAACACUCACCCCUCCUAAAUGAGGUUUGCAACUCCAACACAACCAUGUGUCCACUUUGUGACAAGGGUUGCAAAGAGUGGAAGCUCAAUGACACCUGCAUUUAUACCAAGGUGACCUUACUGUUUGACAACGAAGGGACAGUGUUCUUUGCGAUGUUCAUGGCAAUAUGGGCAACACUGUUUUUGGAGUUCUGGAAGAGACAUCGUGCUACCUAUGUGUGUGAAUGGAAAGUGUCUGAUUGGAGUGAGGAAGAGGAGGAACUGAUCCUGGAACUUGUGAAUGAUGUCAACUGUGAACCAAAAAAAUUUAAGCACUCCUAUUGGACCAGCAGUCUGAUUUUUAUCUGUGUAACAAUUAUGAUAUUAGUGAUCAUCAGCCUAACGAGUGCUGUGGUGGUGUUCAGGGUGAUUGCAGCAGAUUUUUUGGCAAAGUACAAAUUGAAAUCUUUAAGCCACCACUCCAACAUAUCUGUGAUGGUGCUCGGGGGUUUCCUCCAUUACUUCAUCAUCACUAUCAUGACACGGGUAAAUUGGAUUGUGGCCAGGAAGCUCUGUGACAUGGAGGAGAUAAGGUCGUUUGCUUCCACUGAAAAGAGCUUCACAGUCAAAAUGUUCACCUUCCAGUUCUUCACCUAUUUCACCUCACUGUUUUAUGCGGCCUUCAUUCUUGGCAGGAUAAAUGGCCGUCCUGGGAAUUAUGUAAAAAUUGCAGGCCGUUGGAGACUUGAGGAAUGUCACCCUACUGGUUGUCUGACCGACCUGUUUAUCCAAAUGACCAUUAUCAUGGUACUAAAGCAAACCAUCAGCAAUGUCUUUGAGUUCACUGGACCCUGGUUAUGCCGGUUGUGGAAAGGAAAAAGAACCCAGAAACUACAGAGGAAAUGUGCUCACUGCUAUCUGAAAGAUGACUCAGACACUAAAGAUGGGGAUGAACUUUGUGAAAACUGCAAGCUCCGAGACUGGCUAAGCAACUACCGCCUAAAUGAUGUCGACUCAUUUAGCCUGUUCAGAGAGUUUUUGGAAAUGGUGAUCCAGUUCAGCUUUACCACCCUGUUUGUGGCAGCCUUUCCUCUCGCUCCUCUGUUGGCCUUCAUCAAUAAUGUCAUAGAGAUACGUCUGGAUGCCAUUAAGAUGGUCACUCUCGAGCGGAGGAUGGUUCCCAAGAAAACCAACAAUAUUGGUGUGUGGCUAGAUAUACUAGAGGCUAUUGGUGUCUUAGCAGUCAUUGUCAAUGGGCUGGUCAUUGGUGUAUCCUCGGACUUCAUCCCCCGACUUGUGUACCGUUAUCACUACGGCCCGUGUGCCCAAGGCACAACUGCACCAGAUACUGAUUGUAUGGUGGGUUACAUCAACAACACUCUCUCCAUUGCCCCAUUUCUUCGUGUGAAUGGUUCAUAUAAAUACAGCGAGAACAUCCCUCCUGGUGAAGAGCCUUUCUUGUGCAGAUAUAAGGACUACAGGAGCAAAGAUGACUACACUCAUACCCAUCAGUUCUGGAUCAUUUUAGCUGCGCGCUUUGCGUUCGUCAUCUUGUUUGAGCAUGUUGUUGUCAUAUGCAAGUUCAUUGCAGCCUGGUUUAUACCGAGUGCUCCCAUGGAAGUGAAGAACUGUAGGCUCUCAGAUAAACUCAAGAGGCUAAAAGAGGAACUCCAAUCAUUUGAAGCAUGACGGUGUAAACGGGAUACAUGUUACCCGAACAACACAAACCCAGUGUUGACUUGUGCAUUAAAGUCUCCAGACUACUGCAGUGUUGCGUCAACUUCAAGGUUCUUAAUCAUCUCUCUGAGGAGCUCAGAUGGAGGCCUGUGGCUGGAUUGUCAUCCAUUAAAAGGACUGUAAAGGCAAUUUGUCUUGAAGAAAACCAGUGUACAGCAGCUGAUGUUACUGACCGCAACUUUCACGAGAUUAUUCUUAUUCUGCAUUGAGAAUCCACCACUUGCUUGCUGUAGAAACUCCAUAUAUACGAGCCUGUGUUUUGUAUUGAAAGACUAAAGAUAAUUUAUACUGAUACUGUAAACGGGGUGUUGACUGUGUUAUGCCUUAAUGUAUACUGUUUUACACAAAAAGCGCUGUGAUGAUUGUUGCUUUACUACAGGCAGAAUCCAAUUGUGUAUUUUGUAACUCAGAUGCAAAAAUGUUUUGCUUUAUAACAUUUUAUAUCAUUAAAUACAAA
Messenger RNA from Maylandia zebra (zebra mbuna), 3025 nucleotides. RefSeq names its product anoctamin-9. Gene Ontology annotation, biological process: chloride transmembrane transport. The record is from RefSeq and is a predicted model, not a curated record. Gene Ontology annotation, cellular component: plasma membrane. Gene Ontology annotation, molecular function: chloride channel activity; protein dimerization activity. Lineage: Eukaryota; Metazoa; Chordata; Actinopteri; Cichliformes; Cichlidae.